Molecule: messenger RNA, 2288 nt
Organism: Rhopalosiphum maidis (corn leaf aphid)
Lineage: Eukaryota; Metazoa; Arthropoda; Insecta; Hemiptera; Aphididae
Exons: 2
Coding region: 1002-2237 (411 amino acids)
Source: RefSeq, a predicted model, not a curated record
GUUGAAUAUUUUAUGUUACUAAGAAAGUUAAUAAAAAUAUAUUUCAGAAUUUUUCACCAUUGACAUGUCUUGAUCAAAAAUUUAAACAAAACACAACUCUUCAAAAACUAUGAAUACGUGUGGCCGAUGUUCAAACUAACGUAAUCUAUUUUAUCAAUACCUAUCCAUUUUAAUCUUUUUUUUAUGCACACCUUACAUACCUACCUUAGAAUGUAUAUCUUCAUCUUUAUUACAUAGGUACCUGCCAUUGUGAUAAUUGUCUACAUAAUAAGUACCGAACACUAAAAACAGUAUGUCAUUGUCGUACCGCCUUUGAAAUAACGUUAGCACUAGGCCACUAUUCAUACGACCAAACAUAUUUCUGUAUUUCUGUGCAUUGAGUUUUAAAAACAACAAAUAUUACGCACGUUACUUACCUACCUAUCUAUGUUUAUUUGUUGUACUUAUACGAUUGUCAAUUACUGCAUUUUAUUGUACCGCAAGUUAAAUACUUAUUAGCAAGUACGAUUGAUGUCUACAAAUUCAAUCGUUUACCGAACAUUAUUUACUCAGUAGGUAUUAGGUUCGUGAAAAUUGUACUUAAUCAUUUAUCUUAUAUACUAGGUAUAUUAUAAACGGGUUGGUACCCUUUGGUAAUAUUGAUUAUAUCUAAUUAUUAUUUUACCUCCGCGUUUGGAGGAAUAAAUCAGUGUGUAAUCUUCCUCCGUGGCCAUUUGGAACAACAACGCUACAUAUUUUAGUGAGUAUGUAAGUGAUAACACAUACCUAUGAUAAUUAUUAUUUUUUGUUUUUAUUUCUGUACGGCGUAUGCAAUAUUGUUCUAAUGUCAUUUUGACCUAAUGCAAACCGUUCAAUAUUGAAUAUUUUAAUUGAUGAGAGUUUGGUCAACUGCGUUUUAUUUAUCUACAUCAAGUUAAACGUGCGCUGCAAAAAUUGAGGGAGAUUGGCGAAAACGUAAUUUGCAAUACUAAUCCUAACUGCUUAUAGUAGGUGGUGUAUAUAUGUACGAAAUGGAAGAUCUGCCAAGCUCAAGCAGUUGUUCAUUGGAUUCAAGUAACACAUCUAAGUCCAUAGUUAUUCCGGUGGGUCCACAGUCACCUUAUUCUGGUGAUUUUGGUGAAUAUUUUUCUGAACAGUACUCUGUUUUAAAGUUGGUUCUUUCUUAUCUAAACUAUUAUGAUCUUAAUACUCUUCGAGAAGUCAACACUUCAUUAAAAAUAGCUACUGAUAUACUGUUAAAAAAACGUACAUGGAUUCAAGCUGCUUCUCUAAAUUAUAUGCAUGGAACUGAUCAUCGACCAGAGCCCAUACACAGUGGACAUUUUAUUGAUUUAAGAAUUGAACCAAAAGUAUUGUUUACUUUUGAAGGUAUGGCUGGUGGACCUUCCUCUAGAUCCAGACCGAAAAUUUGUAUGCGUUUACGAGAUAGAAACGAUAACCGUUUCUUUCCCAGAAGUGACAUAGUGCCAAAAUCAGUUAAAACAUUUGUACCAAUUGGUGCUAAAGGUAUUAUUUAUCCAGACAAAAAUGAAAAAAAUGAAUUGAUAUCUGUUCAGACUAUGAUGCAUAAAAAGCUAGCACUUCUCUAUUUGCCUACAACUGUCAGUUAUGAUGUAAGUGUAUUUACACGCGUAGUUACAUCCGAUUCAUUUACACAAGAACCAAUACGUGAAUUUUUUUAUAGUGAUCCACGCCCUAUAAAAGGAAUAAUAUUUUUGAAAGUUGGUGCACCACAUAUUGAUGGAAUGAUAAGGUUUAUUGUGAAAAUGGUAUCUAACAAUCAGUCUGAACCAUUUGCAUUGUCUGGUGGACACGUGUCAAGCUUAGAUUAUGAUAAUCCACCAAAAAAAAAUAUUCCUGGUGUUUUGAAGGCAAUCAUAUUUCGUGGAGAUGGUAUACGUUGUGUGUCAGAUUUCAUUGGUUCUACUACAGAUGAUGGAGUACUAGAAGGAUUAAAACACACUGCACUGUAUGUUAACAAGACUUUUGGGAAAUUGAACAUUCAUAAGACAUUCAUAAUGAUGUUUCAGUGUGUAGAUAGACAUUCAUUACCUAUUGAAGAUAAUGCUCAUAUAGCAAAAACAUUUCCAAAUAUACCAAUUUUUGGUAUGCAAACUUGGGGUGAAAUUGGAUUUAGGUCUUUUAAAACAAAUGAAUUUAAAUUUGCUCCUAAAAAAAGAAAGUUAUCUAUAAUGCAUUCAGUUAAAACCACAUACAUGAUUGUUUCUAUAGAUUAACAAUAAUAUCUAAUAAUAAUUUUACUUGAAUUAUUUUAAAGUAUUUUAAUA